AUGGAUAGGUUAAUUGAAGCUGUAGAUGGAUUAGUUCCUUCUAAUUGUUUGGAUGUCUUCGAUAAAGUUGCACAAAUAUCAUCCUCUAAAAAUACAUUCUCUCCAACAGUAAAUUUAGGAUGGGUUUUAAUGGCCAAAAUUUUACGAAACUGUAAUGAAGAAUCUUUGAAAGGAUUUACACAGCGUAUUCAAAAACGUCUUGCCGAUGUUACUAAAGUUCGUGUAUGUGAUGGGACAAUUAUUUUUGUUCAUACAUCUUUGAAGUUAUUUCCUACGAUUAUUAAUAAUAACCAAAAGCUUCUCAAACACAUAACAACUCUUUUAUUAGAACAUGCUUUUUUAAUUAACCAAGAUUCAUGUGAUGAUUAUAUAGCUGAUUUAGUUAGUGAGAUAUUUUUGUUGGUUACCAAAAAUAAUGCUCUUAAUGCAUUGUUAAUUUCUAUUUCUGAAAUAGUGAAUAGUGGUCAAGAUAAUACCAGAGAAAGUGAUGAUGAAUUUCUUAAGUUCUCUCCUAUUUUAAAUGAUGAAAAAAGAAAUUUUUUUGUUAUUCAAUUAUUAAAACUUUAUGCCACAAACAUUAUGAAAGUAAAUACAAUAGGUGAAACAAAUAUUAAACUUUUUAUUGGUAUAGCUGAUUCUCUUAAACGAUUUGAAGAUGAUUGUAUUAAAAAAGAAAUUUUUAAUUGUUUUAAAUGUCUUUCUAUUAGAUGUAGUCAUUAUGUUUUACCUUAUAUAUCGGAUAUUUCUAACAUUAUAUCAAGUUAUGAAAAUGAUUCUGAUGUUUAUGAAAUGAACUCAUUUCUUUGUGACAAAUUUGGUACAGCUAGUACUUUGUACCUUAUGUUUCCGUUUAUGUUGACAAAGAUUUUAGAUUCCAACAAAGAAAGUUGCCUUAUUGAUGAUGGUAAUGUUUGCCGUUUGUUGGCUUCAAUUAUAAGAAAGUGUGGAUAUUUACUAAAACCAAUAAAUCUUUCUCAGUUACUUAAAAAAUUACUUACUGAUUUUGUUAAGUUGCGUAAAGUUACAACUGAAUCUUUAUUACUUUUAAAUGCAUUUUUAUCUUUGAAUCACGAAAAAGUACCAGUACCAGUCAAUGUUGCUCAAAAAAUAAUUUGGGAAAGUAAAUUUGACAAUGAACAACUUACUAAUUUUGAAUUUCAAUGUGCUUUGGAAAAUUGCAAAAUACUUUGUUCGGUUAUAUCAAGACCAAGAAUUAUUGGAAUAAGUAGAGUAAGAGUUGAUGAUGAUCCAAUUUACAAUAGAUGUAGUACGAUAACUAAUGAUUUAGAGAUUAAAAUAGAAACGGAAGAAGCUGAAGAGGUUACUGUUGAACAAGUAGAUUAUGAGAAGGAAGAUGAAGAGUAUUUAGCUAUGAAGCGUCAAUGGGAGGAGACUACUGCCAUUCUUAAACUUAAACGUAAAGCUCUUGAAGAAGCAACUAUUCAGGAUGAGGAAAGUAAGGAAAAAGAGAUUGUUAAACGUGUACGUUUUGAAGAGAAAGAACCUGAGAUUCCAGAAAAAACUAAGAAGGCACAAGAUAAAGGCAAAAAGGUUAUUAAACCAAAAUCUGCCUUCAUGGCAGUUAUUAAAAAUAAUGAAGCUACCAAGUCUAUUGAUGAGAUGUUUGCUGAUUUUUGCCCCGAAUAA
Strongyloides ratti is the source of this 1647-nucleotide messenger RNA. RefSeq lists its product as hypothetical. The transcript has a single exon. The record is from RefSeq and is a predicted model, not a curated record. Lineage: Eukaryota; Metazoa; Nematoda; Chromadorea; Rhabditida; Strongyloididae. The coding region runs from base 1 to 1647 and encodes 548 amino acids.